UUUUCGGAGUCAGAAGUCACGUAUUCAGUGUCUAUACCUCGACUCCAACUGAUUCCGCUCCAGCAAAUUUAAUUCUUUCGUAUUUACACACAUUAAAGGACAAAUAUACUAUGUGUAUAUUUAUAUCUCAGUGACGCGGAGCACAUGUGCCUAUGUGACUAAACCCACGUUUAUAUAAUUUAUUAUUUUAUUUUAUUUAUUCGUUAUAUUAUUAUCGUUAUAUACCACCGGCAAUAAAAUAACUACUCGUCUAUCAGUACUGUAUUUACUUAACAUUAAAGUGAAAUUGCUCUUAAAUCCGGUUUCACGCACAAAUGUGGAUCCACAUAAAUUCUUCUUUUUAAAACAGUCUAUUCCUUUUCUCGAAACUAGCGCACGUGAAAGUAUCUCCAGUUAGUGACUUCAAAUUUAAUGAAACGUGCGUUUUAUUUGUCGACAAAUUAUUUUUUUAUCCAAGAAUAUGUUGACGUACAUUGGAAUUCUACUGCUGGGACUGAUGAGAAUACAAACGACCCAAGCCUGGCAGUUAUCUUUUGCCGGGAAUCAGUCGGUCAACCUUCAUCUUGAUGACGUAAUACGUGUCCCAUUUGAAUUGGUAAUUCCUGAGGGAGUUGACAGACCAGGGCUUAAAUUUGACAUCGAAAAUACUGACCAUCAUGUUGUGAGCGUCAAGGAACCAUGGGUUGAAUCUUUACCUGCUGGUGUCGAUCGCUUCAAUAGUUCUUUAAAUAUUACGGGUCUUUUUCUUGGUAAAGCUGACAUUGUCUUAAAAGUCACUGAAAAAGGGAAAACUUAUGAGCUGAACAGAUUAGAGGUAAUUGUUAUACGUCCGGAACGUAUAAUCGAUAGAUUAUUUACUGGAAGUGUUGUAGCUCUUGUGUGCAUAUUGUAUAUUAAUUUCGGAUGCGCUAUGGACUGGGACGUGUGUCGUCAGACGAUAAGGAAACCUAUCGGGCCAAUUAUUGGAUCGAUUUGUCAAUUUAUAAUCAUGCCUCUGUUGGCGUUUGGUAUCGGACAAAUAUUAUUUCCUAACAAACCAGAAAUGCAAAUCGGUAUAUUUUUUACUGGAAUAAGUCCCAGUGGAGGAGCAUCAAACAUAUGGACUUUGCUUUUAGGAGGAAACCUUCCACUUUCUAUCAGCAUGACAACUGUGUCAACUUUGGCUUCUUUUGGUACCAUGCCACUGUGGAUAUUUACUCUGGGUAAAUAUAUUUUUGACAAAGGAAAUAUAAAGAUACCUUACAGCAGAAUAGCAUUUUCAGCUGUUGGUUUAGUCGUUCCAUUGGCAAUUGGGUUUUUAAUUCAACGUAAAUUCCCAAGACUUUGUAAAAUAAUGGUCCGAAUAAUGAAACCUUUUUCCGUAAUCUUAAUUUUAUUUAUUGUUAUUUUUGCCAUUGUAACAAAUUUAUAUUUAUUCGAAUUAUUUUCCUGGCAGAUAACUCUAGCAGGAAUGGGUUUGCCAUGGCUAGGAUUCAUAUGCGGUUUGAUAAUGAUGUUGGUCUUCCGACAACCGCAAGCUGACGUUCGUGCUAUUGCCAUUGAAACCGGAAUUCAGAACACCGGAAUUGCUAUUUUCCUUCUUAAAUCCGGUAUGCAGCAGCCAACUGCCGAUCUUACCACCGUGAUUCCUGUGUCAUGUGCCAUAAUGACGCCGAUUCCACUGAUGAUUUUAUGGUUGAUAAAAGUUAUUUCUGACCGCAGAAAAAACAAAGAUGAAAAAUUAUCUGAAAAAUUACAAGCUGAUGGGAUGCCUAUCGUCAUAUCAAAUUUAUCAGCAUUACAAUCACCAUAAACGGCAUUAAUACUUAAAAUAACUGGUAGUAGGGUCUUUUGUAAUUAGAUAUCAUAAAUAUUAUAUUUUAUUGUUAAAAUAUAAUUAUUUAGUUAUACAUUAAUACAUAAAACAGGCUCCUAAUUUUUUUUAGGAGCUAAAAUAUAUAAAACUCGGCAGCGCCGAGUUUAAUAUUUUGAUAUAAAUCAGCAACUCAGAUAUCAGCUUUAAAUUUUUUUUAUAGCCGACCAAUGCAUACAUAAACAUAUUUUCAAUUGAGAUAAAUAGUGUUCAUUUAAAUCAACUGAUCUCUAGGUCAUCAGUGGUGUUUCGAGAUUACGUCACUUCUAACAAAAUUAAUAAUAAUAAUUUUACAGUCUAGACAAUUAGAAAUUUCGGUUUAUUUUUCAUUAACUUCCAGUGUACGCAUUUUUUGAGUUGCCUUAAAUUAAACUGAUUUUUUUUUUAAUUUUAAAUAAUAAAUUAAGUAACAAAUUGAAUGGUAUUAAAUUGGAUUAUUCCACAUGUAUUCUAGUCGGAUGAACCGAGGUCCGGUUAUCAACUAGGCGUCGAAUAAUCCACCGCUCAAAAUUAUUAAGUCGAUUAUGAGUGAUGAUGAAUUUUAUUGAACGACAUUAUUUAUAAAAUUUUAUUAUUUUUUUAGUUAUUAUUUUUAAUUCUGCUGUAUGUUAUGGCAUGUGAUAUUGAAUAUUAGGAUAUAUUAAUAUUGUUGUCAUUACGUUUAUAUGUAUCAAUUUCAACAUUUUUUUUUUUUUUAUAAUAUAUUAAAUGUUAAACCUUUUUUAUUUGUUUAAAUAUAAAUAAUAUUUUUAUAUAAAUAAAAUAUUUAAAGUGUCUGUUUAAAAAUAUGUACAAUUGAAUUUUAUAAAUUUUG
Molecule: messenger RNA, 2666 nt
Organism: Microplitis demolitor
Lineage: Eukaryota; Metazoa; Arthropoda; Insecta; Hymenoptera; Braconidae
Product: ileal sodium/bile acid cotransporter
Exons: 7
Coding region: 461-1792 (443 amino acids)
Cellular component (GO): membrane
Source: RefSeq, a predicted model, not a curated record